Aspergillus wentii DTO 134E9 is the source of this 1464-nucleotide messenger RNA. RefSeq lists its product as uncharacterized. NCBI's taxonomy places the organism in Eukaryota, Fungi, Ascomycota, Eurotiomycetes, Eurotiales, Aspergillaceae. The record is from RefSeq and is a predicted model, not a curated record. The transcript has 2 exons. The coding region runs from base 1 to 1464 and encodes 487 amino acids.
AUGGCCUCUCUUCCCACGGAAAUCAUCCAUCCCAUCGUCUCCUUUCUCUACAUCACACCGGAUUCAGGUUCAUUCACAUACCGAACCAGGAUAAAAAUCGCCGACUACGCGACCAUCUCCCGCCAAUGGCAAGCAGCCGUAGAGGCGAUUCUGUGGAAUCGCAUCAAGCUGCUGUACGGGAAUCACGGGGAUGCACUUGAAAAAUUGCACCAGUUCACGUCAGGAACAGCAGACCGACGAGCAAGAGCUGGCUAUAUCCGGACCCUUGUGUGGUCGCCGGAGAUCAACUGGGGUGAUCUGCUGGACGAGACAGGAAGUGACCAUGCCGCGUACGCGAAUCGUGUCCAUGGUUUCUAUCAUGAUCAGUUCUGCGCAUCACUAAAGGAUGUAUUCAACAUGUUGGACUCGUGGAAGGAUCGACAGUCGAAUCUAGAAUUGUCGCUUUGGGUGUCUGAUAAUGAUCUUCUAGAUCCUGGCAAUGAGGCAAUCGAGGAUGAAGAGAUGGCAUCAUUGACGACGACUGAUCUGUGGACGAGAGGGCAGAUCCCCCAUUCCCUGCACUUGACAGAAGACGAUAUCCAGGAUCUGCCGACUCUCCCGUUUGUUCGAUCUUUCACCGUCCAUGACUCCGGCAUGACCACCGUUUCUCCAUCAGCGUUUUUCGGUAUCCUCUCGCGCUGUCCACACGUCAAGCAUGUUGCAGCCGGAGAGGGCGAUUUCAUCCCCAAAAGUGCUCUACUUGGUCUCCGCGAGCAGAGGCAAGAUGUCGUCAAAUAUCUUCCUCUGAUUCCCGAAUCAGUCGAUACAUUGACAUAUGAGCUUUCCUCGCAGCGAGAAUUAGCGCCAAAUCCAAUGUCCAAUGCAGGAAACUAUCUAUCGAAUAAUCUCGACAACUUCUCCAUCGCGUUCAGAAUGCUGAGCAUGCGCCUCCGCGAACUCCGUCUCCACGACGUCCGAAUCAGCAGUUCUUUCUUCUGGCCUUGUGAAUAUGAAAAUGCCAGUCCAGCGGAUCAGUACUGGCCAAAUCUUGAGGUUCUCGAAGUCAUCGACGUACCCCCAUUCACAGCAGAUGGGAAAUGGAUAAUCGACGACGACCCCAACAAAGACUGGGAAGGCGAUCUCGACACGUACGGCUGGGAAUACGACAGCGAUUACUACGCGAUGCGCGGGAUCAUUAAAAGCCACGAAGUCGACCAUUUGUAUAUUGCCAUGGCAAAAGCAGCGCGCCAAAUGCCGCGACUUCGCCGGCUGAAAUUCUGCUUCCGGGGCGAGGUUGGUGAACGGGGGAGUAUGGAGUAUCUGAAGUUUGACCGGGAUGAAACGGGGAAGGCGAGGCUGAGUAUAAGUACGGAGUGGGAGUAUAGCCUUGGGGAGGGAGUUAUUAAGGCAUGGGAAUUGAAGGGGAACAAAGCGGACGGGUUUAGGAAUAAGUGGAGUGUGUCUUUGGAUAGAUGGCCAGCAUAG